Arxiozyma heterogenica is the source of this 4467-nucleotide messenger RNA. RefSeq names its product putative acid anhydride hydrolase (gene YPK9). NCBI's taxonomy places the organism in Eukaryota, Fungi, Ascomycota, Saccharomycetes, Saccharomycetales, Saccharomycetaceae. Gene Ontology annotation, molecular function: P-type ion transporter activity; ATPase-coupled monoatomic cation transmembrane transporter activity; ATP hydrolysis activity. Gene Ontology annotation, cellular component: membrane. The transcript has a single exon. The record is from RefSeq and is a predicted model, not a curated record. The coding region runs from base 1 to 4467 and encodes 1488 amino acids. Gene Ontology annotation, biological process: transmembrane transport; intracellular calcium ion homeostasis.
AUGACAUCAUCUGAACAUGAUCCAUCUUUAUAUUCUUCGGCUAGGUAUGAUGGAAGACAAAGGUCUAGACGGCAGUCAUUUUCAUCGAAUUGGACAGACUCAACUGCUGCUACUUUGACUUCGGGAUUAACCUUGGAUCAAGAUACAGGUGAGCCAUUUUCUGGGACGGGGCCUGAAGCAGUUCCAAGUUCUCUUGUAUCCUUUCAUCAUCCUCAUUCUAUUCAGUCAAGUGGGUUUCUUUCAUCGUCUUUGAAUUCUCGGUUUACGCCUCAACAACAAAGAAGACGAUCAUCAGUAGCAGAUACUCAACCGUUGAUGGAGCGUUCUCCUAGUGUACAACGUUCUUCAUCUUCCUCUAAUUUAUCAUCAAGGAGACAAAGUUUUAGAUUCUUUACUAAUGAAGAAAUUCAUGAUGCUGAAGGGACGGCAACUUUAGAAAACACAGAUUAUGACAUCCAGUGGGAUUUAAAACCAUCAUAUGAACAACAAAGGAUCUACGGGUCUGAUAUUCCAUCUAAAAGAUCAUCUAUACACAGCUUUUCCAGAAGAUCAUCUAUAUCUAGGAGUGGCAGUAGUUCUUACGGAACUACGGGCAGUUAUAUAGGGCAUCCUCUGUCAAGAGCAGAGUCUUUAGCUAGACAAAACCAACUCCAACAACAUUUACAUGACCUAUCUCAAGUGUAUAGUGCCAAUUCUAUUGAUUCCUCCACCAGUUUAUCUCGAUAUAGUGUUACUGAAAGAAUUCCUAUUGAAUUGGAGGAAGAUGAAGAUGAAAUAUUGGAUAAUACUUCGUCAAUGGACUCUACAUCUAUAUCAACAUCGAGUUUAAAUGCUCAAGAGAAUGAAGAAGGUAACAACAAUGUUAACGAUGAUAUUCAUAGUCAUUAUAAAAAGGGAACGUAUCAGAACGAACUUUUAAAGCCUAUCUAUCAUGAAAAAUUUUAUCCAAAUUCUUCUCCAGAACAGAUUAUUCAAAGGUUUUAUAUUACUGAAGAAGAUAUUGUGAUUGGUAUAGGUGGAUAUCGAACUUCCGCAAAAAAAGUGUUUUUAUACAACAUAUUUUGUAUUUUAACUAUAGGGCUUUUUUCUUUAUUAAUGAGAUGGUUACCUGCAAAAAAGGUUAAAUGUAUUGGUGUAAAAUGUCCAUUAGGGAAAGCUGAAUGGGUUGUUAUUGAAAAUGAAUUUGGUGAAUUUUCAAUAGAAUAUGUUAAGAGAGAAUGGUACAAUAGACCUUUAAGUACACUUUUGCAUAUUACAAAAGAAACUUUUUUAGAUACUUCAAACCACUCAACUAUUGGAACACGUCAUCAUCAUACAACAGAUCCCAAUCCGAAUAUUCCAAUUUUAAUAUCUUUCCAAUAUAGAUAUAUUAAAUUUAUUUAUUCUCCAGUAGAAGAUAUUUUCAAAACUAACACUAAUUGGGUUGAUCCUGAUUGGCUACAUCUACCUUCAGUUGUUAAAGGCCUACCAAGUCUAGUUCAAGAAGAUAGAAUACUUGCUUUUGAUAAAAAUCAAAUUAACUUGAAGGUAAAAACAACAUCGGAGAUUCUAUUUAACGAAGUACUACAUCCAUUUUACGUAUUUCAAAUCUUUUCAAUUAUAUUGUGGAGUUUAGACGAAUAUUAUUAUUAUGCUUCAUGCAUUUUCCUGAUAUCUAUAAUGUCAAUUAUGGAGACUUUGGUUGAAACCAAAAAAACAUCCAAGAAUCUCGCAGAUAUGUCACAAUUUUCAUGUGAUGUUCGUGUAUUAAGGGAUGAGUUUUGGACAAAUGUGAAUUCUAGUGAAUUAGUUCCUGGUGAUAUUUAUGAAAUCUCAGAUCCAAAUUUAAAUAUUCUUCCAUGUGAUUCUAUAUUAAUUACUGGUGAUUGUAUUGUUAAUGAGUCUAUGUUGACUGGUGAAUCUGUUCCUAUCUCUAAAAUACCUGCUACAGAGGAUACUAUGUACCAAUUAAUGGAAGAUUUUGAAAAUACUCAGAUUUCUAGUUUUGUCUCUAAGUCAUUUCUUUUUAAUGGUACUACGAUCAUUAGAGUUAAAGUUCCACCAGAUCAGUCUGCAGCAUUAGCAAUGGUCAUCAGAACAGGGUUUUCAACUACAAAGGGUUCUCUAAUUCGUUCCAUGGUUUUCCCAAAACCAACCGGGUUUAAAUUUUAUAAAGAUUCGUUUAAAUAUAUUGGUGUUAUGACAAUAAUUGCGUUGCUUGGGUUUUUAGUAAGUUGUAUUCAAUUCAUUGAAUUAGGAUUAGAUAAAAGAGUUAUGAUUUUGAGAGCACUCGAUAUCAUUACUAUUGUGGUUCCACCAGCUUUACCUGCAACUUUGACUAUUGGUACUAGUUUUUCUCUAAACAGACUUAAAAAGAAAGGUAUAUUCUGUAUUGCCCCAACAAGAGUUAAUGUCGGUGGGAAAGUUGAUUUAAUGUGUUUUGAUAAAACAGGCACUCUGACCGAAGAUGGCUUAGAUGUUUUGGGAGUACAAAUAUCGGAGCCUGCUGAACAUAAUUUAUUUAGAUUUGGCGAAUUGAAACAGAAUGUAAAUGAUGUCUUUAGUAAGGAUUCCUUAGAUGACUGCACCUCUCCAUUAGAUGUUAAAAACAAAAACUUUUUAAUGGCAUUGUUGACUUGUCAUUCACUAAACUUAGUUGAUAAUGAAUUGAUUGGUGACCCCUUGGAUCACAAGAUGUUUCAGUUUACCGGUUGGGAUUAUAGUGAAGAAUUUGAGUAUCAAACGCAUGAUGAUUUGAGUAAAAAUGAUCCAAAUAAAUCUAUAUUUCCUGAUAACGUCGAUAUAAUACCUGCAGUAGUCCAUCCGUCAGAUACAAAUAUAAAGUCAAAUAAAUUUUCGAAGGCUAAUGCCCAUAAUUAUUUAGGGAUAGUAAGGAGUUUUGAAUUUGUAUCUGAAUUGAGAAGAAUGAGUGUUAUUGUGAAACCAAAUGGUGAUGAGUUGUACUGGGCUUUUACCAAAGGUGCUCCUGAGGUCAUUGCUCAAAUCUGUAACAAGGCAACCUUACCUUCUAACUUCGAUGAAAUUUUACAUUAUUAUACACAUUCUGGGCAUAGAGUUAUUGCGUGUGCAGGUAAGAUUUUACCAAAACAUACAUGGUUGUACUCUCAGAAGGUUGCUAGAGAAGAUAUUGAAAACAAUAUGGAAUUUUUGGGCUUUAUUAUAUUUGAAAAUAGAUUGAAAGCUACAACAGCUCCUACAUUAAAAGUUUUACAAGAUGCCUCUAUUAAAACUGUAAUGUGUACCGGUGAUAAUGUUUUAACAGCAAUAUCGGUUGGUAGAGAAUCUGGCUUAGUAACUUCAAGUAAUGUCUAUGUCCCCUAUUUAAAUGAUCCUAAUGAUGAAUUUUUAGUUUGGCGUAAUGUUGACGAUUUUGAAAAGACACUAGACACCAUAACAUUACAGCCUAUUGAUUAUGAUCAAGAUUAUACUAUUGCAGUAACUGGUGAAGUAUUUCGAAUAUUAUUUUCAAAUGAGAAUAAUAUACCUGAGGAAUAUAUUAAUGAGAUAUUAUUGAAAACAUCUAUUUAUGCAAGAAUGUCCCCAGAUGAAAAACAUGAAUUAAUGGAACGUUUGCAAGGUUUAGAUUAUACAGUAGGGUUUUGUGGGGAUGGUGCAAACGAUUGUGGUGCGCUAAAAGCUGCAGAUAUUGGUAUCUCUUUGUCUGAAGCAGAAGCCUCAGUAGCUGCUCCUUUUACUUCAAAAAUAUUUGAUAUUAGUUGCGUUCUUGAUGUGAUUAAAGAAGGUAGGUCAUCACUGGUCACCUCAUUUGCAUGUUUCCAAUAUAUGAGUUUAUAUUCCGCCAUUCAAUUUAUAACAGUUUCCAUUUUGUACAGUAGAGGGUCUAACUUGGGUGAUUUCCAAUUUCUGUACAUUGAUUUAUGUCUUAUUGUCCCAAUUGCAAUUUUCAUGUCAUGGUCUAAACCAUAUGACAAAUUGAGCUCAAAAAGACCCUCUGCUAAUCUAGUGUCACAAAAGAUUUUGAUUCCAUUAUUUUUAAGUUUUGCCAUUAUUUUCUUAUUCCAACUAAUUCCAUGGUUAUACGUUCAAACAAGAGAUUGGUAUAUUAAGCCAACUGUUGGUGGUGAUGAUGUAGUGCAAUCUACUGACAACACUAUAUUAUUUUUUAUAGCGAAUUUUCAAUAUAUUUUGACAGCUGUUAUUCUGUCAGUUGGGCCACCAUAUAGGGAGCCAAUGAGUCAUAAUUUUGGUUUUAUCUUUGAUAUUAUACUUUCUAUUCUGGUAAGUGUGAUAUUAAUGUUUGUUAAUGUAAAUUCUUUAAUAGGCAAGUUAUUCCAACUGACAGAAAUUACUUUUGGUUUUAAAAUGUUCAUUUGUUUUUGGAUAAUAUUAAAUUAUUUGGUUCAAUUGUAUUUCCCUAAUGCGAUCAAACCUUAUUUCAAGAAAAAACAGAGUAGCAAAAAAUAUAAGAAUAUAUUAAAAAAUUAUUGUGAUAUGUAUACUGUAUAA